Messenger RNA from Pristis pectinata (smalltooth sawfish), 3188 nucleotides. RefSeq names its product surfeit 4 (gene surf4). Lineage: Eukaryota; Metazoa; Chordata; Chondrichthyes; Rhinopristiformes; Pristidae. Bases 91 to 900 code for a protein of 269 amino acids. The record is from RefSeq and is a predicted model, not a curated record. The transcript is spliced from 6 exons. Gene Ontology annotation, cellular component: membrane; endoplasmic reticulum; endoplasmic reticulum-Golgi intermediate compartment. Gene Ontology annotation, biological process: Golgi organization.
GUGUUCUGGGAGACGGACGGGCUCCGCCCCCUACUGGCGGGAGCAGGAGCUUCACUUCCGGCGGGGAGCCCGAGCGGCGGGAGCGGCGCCAUGGGUCACACCGACAUCAUGGGAGCGGCGGAGGACAUCGCCGACCAGUUUCUGCGGAUGACCAAACAGUAUCUGCCGCAUCUUGCCAGAUUGUGUCUAAUAAGUACUUUCCUGGAGGAUGGAAUUCGCAUGUGGUUUCAGUGGAAUGAACAGCGGGAUUACAUCGAGGUCACCUGGAAUUGUGGCUACUUCCUGGCUACCUGUUUUGUGCUGAUUAAUCUAUUUGGGCAACUAGGGGGAUGCAUCCUGAUAUUAAGUAGAAAUUUUGUACAAUAUGCCUGCUUUGGACUGUUUGGGAUUAUAGCACUACAGACUAUUGCCUACAGCAUUUUAUGGGAUCUGAAGUUCCUGAUGAGGAACCUUGCACUUGGGGGUGGCUUGCUGCUAUUGCUCGCUGAGUCGCGGUCAGAAGGUAAAAGCAUGUUUGCCGGUGUUCCAACAAUCAAGGAGAGUUCACCAAAGCAGUACAUGCAGCUUGGUGGCCGGGUGCUGCUCAUCCUGAUGUUCAUGACCCUGCUGCACUUCAACUCAAGUUUCUUCUCGAUUAUCCAGAAUGUGGUGGGAACAGGAUUGAUUGUCCUGGUGGCGAUUGGCUUCAAAACCAAACUGGCGGCUCUAACCCUGGUCAUCUGGCUUUUCAGCCUCAACCUCUACUUCAAUGCGUUCUGGACUGUCCCCACCUACAAGCCCAUGCAUGACUUCCUCAAGUAUGACUUCUUCCAGAGCAUGUCUGUGAUUGGGGGGCUCCUCCUUGUGGUCGCCCUGGGCCCUGGUGGUGUGUCUAUGGAUGAAAAGAAGAAAGAGUGGUGAUUGGUGUAAUGCCUUCAAAACCACAGCCCUUUCCCCUCCCUUCUUUCCCCUGCUCUCUUCCCUUGCCCACCCCUCUCUUCCUUCUCUCCUCUCCCCAAUUUCCCCAGUGAAUGCCAUUUUGUACCGUUUGUGUGAUUUUACCCAGAUUUUCAGUGCAUUUGCAUAUUCAGGGUAUAUAUUGCUCCACCUACUCAUUUUGGUAACAUCACAAAACAGAGCCUUAAUUUUUGAUUUCACCUGUUUAAAAAUAAAAAUCCCACAACAAAAAACAUUUAUAGUUCACACUUUAAAAAUUGUGUGACUGUGUAAUAAAGAGUGAGGCCCCCCCCACCCCUUUUUUAAAACAAAAUGUUGAAGUAAAGCCACAGUUUUAGCUCCAGCCACUAUGUAGAGUGAGCUCCCUUUUAUAUAUUUGCAUCGUGAGAAGAACUAAGAGAAGGCAUUAAAAUAGUUUUCUGUUCUCUUAUUCUCUUGGGUUACAAUCUGUGGCUUUCAAAUUGACAAAAGUCUUAAUUACUGCAGAUUACAUUUCAGUAUAAUGGUUAAGUUCUCAAAGAGUUGCAACAACAGCUCUUAAUCUAAAAGAACACUAAAUGUACCAUGGUUGUGUACCCUGUUAUUUAAACUCUUAUCUCCCAGCCCAACAGCUUUUGUAUGCAAGGUAAUAUUUAGGAUUGGGAGAUCUGGUUAAAAGUUAAUGCAUCCAUAUGGAUUGAGAUUUUUUUUUAAGUACUCUUUACAUUUACACUACCAACCAAAUCUCUUUAUACCACCCCCCCCCCCCCCUUCCCUCCCCACCCUCUCAUUCCCCAGAGCAGAGGUAGGUGGAGACUAUGAGUCAAGCUUUUACAAAUUGUGGGUCACCAAACCCAACCUCUUGCGAAAGGAUCGAAAGUGAGCGAUGCAGGCUACCCUACGACCGUGUAGAGAGCAGGCCAGGCAGUUCAGGAAGGUUGACAGUUCUGUAUAUCUGGCCGAUGUCGAGAUAAAUAAUGGGAGCUGAGGAGAAUUAGAGGGUCCUAGUGCCAGGAGCUAUGGAGGAGAAAUAUAAAGCAGGAUUCAUGUCACCAUCCGGUGGUCUGUGCCAAAAAGUUUAUGUGCAUGUUCGGCUUGGUUCUAUUGUAGUACUUACGUUAACAUGUGCACCAAUUAUGAUACUUCAGUCCAUUCUCAUCGCUGAAAAUCCUGCUGUCACUCUCUGUAGCCACGCGUGGAAAACGGCUCCCUUGUUUGAGCUUCCAAGUGAUGAUCAGUGCCCACAAAACCCACAUUCUAACAAGAGACCACUCCCUUCAGAAGAAGGAUAAUGUCAAGUUUCACUGGCCACCAUCAAAAACAAGUUUGAAUUUGCAAUGAGGAAACAUGCCAGUGACUGAGCUGCUGAAUUGUUAAAUGAAGUCUGAUCAUGUUAACAAUGGGUAUAUUAUUGCCCACACUGUCAAUCAACUGUUUGUGUCUCAGAUGAAUAUGUGGGCCCUACACACUUAUUUCCAAAGGACAAGUCUUGGUCUCUCAGUCCAAGAUGUUACUUUUUAACUUGUUUCACCACAUGCCUCAACUUUCCUUUAGCUUAUGUUGGUUACCUGUGAAUGGUUUGCAGAGGAGCAGCAAGAGAAUCCUGAUGGUUUGCAGAGGAGCAGCAAGAGAAUCCGGUUGACAGGUGGCCCCUGUAAAAGUCUGUUUCUAUUUUAAAAGGACCUCAAAAUACUAUUCUGCAGUUGCCCUAAGCUGUUCCUGGCUGCUGAUCACCAUGAUUCCUGCAGGAAGGUGAUUAUGGAGUAUAGUAUGGGAGUGGGAUCAGGGUCGGGCUUAGAUACAAUUCCUACUGCAUUCAAAUAGCCAACUGGUACACAUUGUUCAUGCUCACACCAACCUGAUAGCCAGCAGCUUUGGGACUGGAAAUCCUUGGCAGAAGUCAGCUUCAGGGGGUGGGAGAGGAGAAAGAAAUUAUUUAUAUAAUACAGCAAUAAAGAUGGACUCUAGCUCUUAAGACACUGUGGAGUAAAUCGUCAGUAUUAGUCAAUGUGCCUGACUGGGUGGGGGAAGAGGAGGAGAAACUGCAUUCAGCUGGAAAAUUGUUCACGCAGGUCUGUGUUUUGUGUUUUUUUUACACACAUCAAGUAUAAGUUCCUGGGCGUGCUGACAUGAGCUCUGCUCUGUCGUACUCUCAGCUCCUGCCCCAAGGGCAAAAGCUGCAAAAGGUCAGGAACCUUUGUUACCUUCAGAAAUUGUCGUGUUGAGUUUUAGUUGUUGAAAUAAAAGCUUUGAUUCCCUUCCCCACCCUUCCA